Messenger RNA from Angiostrongylus costaricensis, 1008 nucleotides. The record is from the annotation of a GenBank genome assembly. Lineage: Eukaryota; Metazoa; Nematoda; Chromadorea; Rhabditida; Metastrongylidae.
AUGCAAGAAAUUGGCAUUAAUGGACUGCUGUCUGCUUCCAUCGCACUAGGUUAUCGUCUGAAUCUCUUCAAAGCUCUCGAUAAAGUUGGAAGCGAUGAAUCCCCCGCCACGGCUGCUCAAGUGGCAGAAGAAAGUGGAUGCAAGGAGAGAUAUGUGAAGGAGUGGCUGAGUGUAAUGGCAACAGGAUAUAUUAUUGAGGUCAACGAGGACGAGAAAUUCUGGAUCAAGAAGGAGAAUGUCGCGGAUCUGACCAGUGGCGCUGGCAUCCAGUUCAAUGCGUUUCUUCCAGUACUGUUAAGAGGGUACGAAAACAUUUGCGAUGUAUUCAGAAAGGAUGGACCUCUUGGCUUGAAGUACUCUGACUACGCCGGCUUUUAUGACAUGAUGGCAUCGUUUAGUGAAGCCUUGCAUAAGAGUCAUCUCAUAAGCGAUUUUAUCCCAGCUCUUGGCUCGGACGUGAAGCAACGACUUGAGGAGGGAGGAAUGAUGUGUCUGGAUGUCGGCUGUGGCAAAGGAUUUCACGCUGCUCUUCUAGGUACCAUCUAUUUCGAUUGUGAAGAAGUUUUCAGGAAGGAGAACGGUCAAACUUUUGACAACCUAGCUUACAUUCAAAUGGACGCUGGACACAUGGAUGCAGACUGGACAGACAAAUUUGAUCUGGUAACUAUCUUUGAUGCGUGCCACGACCAAAUGAGACCGGACUUGUGUUUGAAGGAGACCUACCGCGUCUUGAAACCAGGAGGAGUUUUCGGCAUGUUGGAGGUGAACGGCUCGUCAAACGUCUUUACUGAUCGAAAUGAAAUUGGUCCUUUGGCCGCGCAGAUGUAUAGCUGCUCAAUGUUCCACUGUCUUCCAGUUGGAAGCAACUCUCCAGAUGCUCUCGGCCUUGGAGCAAUGUGGGGCAAAGAAAGAGCCUUGAAGCUGAUCAAAGAAGCUGGGUUCUCGGAUGUCAGCGUCGUACCAACACCACAGUUUGUCAUCAAUAUUCUUUAUGUCUGUAGAAAGUAA